GGUGACUGUGUUAAAUGACCUGCAACAGAGUUUCUCUUUAUCGCACAACAGUUAGCGUUGUUUCUUGUUUGAUCUGUGUUAGUAAAGCAUACCUGGCAUUUCAAAGCUGAUCAGAAGUAUUUUCUCCCUGCGGAUAAAAACUUUAGCUCAUGUAUGAUUGCUGAAACCCCGAGGGAUUCCCUGAAGGAAAAAGCUGGAAGCUGGAGUGACAGGUUUGCACGUGGCGCUUGGUCAUGCCAGGAUGUUAGAAGAGACAUCACUCAAAGCCAGUCACCAUGGAAACCCUAGAGUAGGCCCCAGAGGAAGUGAUGAAGACAGAGGAGAGAUACUAACAUGUGUUGAUACGAACCACCAAAGUGGUCUCUACCUACAGUCCUCUGAGACCUGCUGUCCCACGAGAAGCUUUCAACUACAUGAUGAUUUGAAUGAGUUCUCUAAUGAGUGGUCGUCCAUUGGAGACGUGAGCCAAGAUGUUUCCUUCUCUCUUGAGGGCUGUGUCAAGCUGGAGAGGAGGUGGAUGCUGUGGUAUGAAUUCAAGAAGGAACUCUCCUGCUUGGACGACUGGCUUCGAUCAGCUGAGAAAAUAGCAGCGUCCCCGAACUCCAGCCAUGUGCUGUAUGUUACAGCAAAAGAGGAGUUACAAAAGUAUGAGAACCUGCAUGCAGAGGCCAGGAUGCGUUUAAACCAGCUGGACGGCCUGACACAGAAGAGUCGAACUCUGGUCGGCCUGUUUAGAGGUACUAUGGGCGCACGGCUCGUAGAAAUGACGAAGGACUGCGGACGGCGCUGGGAUCAGCUCAGUAACACAGUGGAAACUGUGUGCCGCAGGUUAAAGCAUUUGGUCUGCCAGCGGGAGGAUUUUGAGAGGCAGAGGGAAGAGAUGGCAGUGUGGCUGGCUGAUAUGGACCUCAGACUGACUGAAGUGGAGCACUUCUCAGGCAAAGACACCUGCUCGAAGAUGCACCAGCUUCAGGGGUUUCAAGAGGCGGUUGGAGAGAGUGCAGGUAAACUGAACGAUUUACUCCAGCAUGGAGAAGAGCUUAUCCAAAGGAGCGAGCCGGCGGACGCCCAGGCCAUCGAGAGCCAUCUGCAGGAACUCCUGCUCCACUGUACUCGUGUCUUUCAGGGCCUGGGCCGCCUGCACACACGCCUGCUCAGCAUGAGACUGGUUUUCGAAGAGGAUUGGGCUCUGUGUGCCCCUGACUCUGGCUGUCCCUCUGAGAGUAUGCUGGAGGAUGAGUGUUUUUUAGAGCGCACCAUGGCGCAUCAGUCUCAGGCCUGCCUUCCUCAAUCCAGUCAAGAUCACCAGGUUCUGGAGUGGGACCCUUCGGUGGACAUUGGUCGGUCAAUCUCCCGGGAUGACACGGACUCGUCCUCCUUCAGUGCUGCUGCAGAUGAACUAGCCAAAUAUCCUCUGAGGAGGAGAGUCUACAAGAGUCCUGUGGACUCGCAUCCAGACAGGGGAUCUGUCAGCUUCAAGCAGCCAGGCGUUGAGAAGAGCUUAGAGCGUGCGGCCCCACCCCAGAUGCCAGUGCCAGUCAUCAGAGCCGGCAAGCCUCAGUACGCCAAACAAUUUAAGACUUCAACACCUGAAACUAGGUCUCCUGAGCCUGUGACCUUUGACCCUGACCGCAUCAGCGCUUGGCUGGGCCAGACGCAUCAACUUUGUUCUAAAGCCGUCCAGACGGAGCAUGUUUCACAGCCUCGCUCCAGUUUUUCAUCUCUGCCUUCCGGAAAGGAGGAGGGAGUUGAGUAUCAGGAGAACGUGCUCCCCCAGAGACGCCCCCACCCACAGCAAACUCUACACACGUGCUACAACCCCUGCCCGUCCCCGUCAUGUGACCAAUGUCACGAAGACCCACAGAGGCAGCAGGAGAGACUUUCUUUCCCCGACUCAUUGGAGGACAACACCUGUACAAAGUGGAGUCGUGGCCCGAUUAAACCGAAGACCUCUACUAGCAGCCUAUGGCAAAGAGGCCCCUGGCAGUUGUGGCCCCUGAGUUUUUUUGUCAUCCUAUUUGCCCUCCUGCUUGCUGUGAUGAUCUGGUACCUCAUUUCAGUCCACGAUACCUCAUGUCAUCGGUCCAAUACCCUGACCCGCUCAUUUCACCUGGCCCUACAUUAUAAAGGACCCCCUCCCACCUGAGGACGCAAGCUGCAAUAAUUACAGGAACGACAAAGAGUUUAAUAAGCACAUAUGGGAUUGUUUUCAGGGUU
Messenger RNA from Rhinichthys klamathensis goyatoka, 2217 nucleotides. RefSeq lists its product as uncharacterized. Gene Ontology annotation, cellular component: membrane; meiotic nuclear membrane microtubule tethering complex; nuclear envelope. The coding region runs from base 242 to 2146 and encodes 634 amino acids. NCBI's taxonomy places the organism in Eukaryota, Metazoa, Chordata, Actinopteri, Cypriniformes, Leuciscidae. The transcript has 13 exons. The record is from RefSeq and is a predicted model, not a curated record.